AUACGAAGGACGACCAGCCAGCACCAAGGCCUGCUGCUCAGCGCCGACCUAUACCUUGCCGGCCUUAUCACUCUUUCUUUCUUUCCUUCCACACACAAGUCACUCCUUUUAGUAUCCACUGCACGGCAUUUUAUUGUUUCACCUGCCGUCUUUGUACUAUGAAACUUCACCCUUUCGAACUAGUGCUGUCUUUGCUGAUCAGCACCGUCGCUUCAAAUGCUCUUAAAUUUCCCGUUCAGCAAGCCAAGCGCUCAUCUUUGCAACGAAGAAGUGGGAGCGCACCAGUCUCUCGACCUGCCACUCUCGCAGCUGCGUCGUCAAGCACAAACUCUACUCUUUCUUUAAGUGAUGUCCAUGACUUGAUUUACAUCGCAAACGUUACUCUUGGGGGCAUUGCUUACCCCGUUCAACUUGAUACCGGCUCGUCCGACCUGUGGAUCCAAGGUCCAUCCACGCCUCUACCCAACGCCAAUGAUACCUCACAAACAUAUAAUGUAACUUACGGAAUAGGUUGGGCAUACGGCAACGUUGCUUAUGCCCCAGUCGAGUUUGCAGGGAUAUCUGUCCCAAAUCAAGCAUUUCUUGAUGUCUCAUCAGCUCAAAAUCCUGCUCUCUCUUAUAAUGCAGUCGGUAUUCUUGGCCUGGGUUUCGAUUCUCUCUCAACUGUAGACGCACUUGUCAACUCCACGGGUGCAUCAACAGGCAGAAGCUUGCUCCACAAUCUCUUCCAGGACAACCCACAAGAGCCCAAUUAUAUCGCGUUUUCACUUCAAAGUUCAGUUGAUUCUGCAGAUAAUAUUCCUGGCGUAUUCUCAAUCGGCGAGACUGAAGCACAGUACGCCAACGUCACCAGUGCCAACAAGUUAUCAACUUGGCCUGUCACUUCACCGUCACGUUGGAAUGUUCUGUUGGAUUCUUUCAUCGUCGGAACACAGACAUACUCGGUCUCAACAGGCGUGAAGGGCGCUCCUUCUAAUCAAGCCGUCGUCCUGUUGGAUAGUGGCACAUCUUACACUUACGCUCCCACUGAAGUGUGUCAAGCAAUCUACGGAAAUAUUUCCGGGGCGCAGUAUAAUUCUGGUCUAGGCCAGUGGGUCGUCCCUUGUGACGCUGAAAUUGACAUGGCACUCCAAUUUAACAACCAAAUCUACCCUAUCCAUCCCCUCGACGUCUCUCCCGCCAGUCUCUCUGAUCCUUCGACUUGUGUGGGCUCUUUUGUCCCUCAGAGCGUUUCAGUCGGUGCUGGUCAAUUCGAUUGGCUCCUUGGUGACAACUUCCUCCGCUCAGUUUAUGCCUUGUACGACUUUGGCGACUUCGAUUCUUCAGGUCAAACGGGCAACCCUUACGUCCAGAUGCUAUCACUCGUCGACCCUGAUCAGGCGUCUGUCGAAUUUCACGCUGCUCGCGGAGGCACACCCAACACCAACAUCACUUACAACGCAUCGGACUCUGGCAGUUCCUCAAGUUCUACAUCCGUGAGCAUGUCAGAUGUUGCGGAUACGGUCGACAAAUUAUCAAAGUACCUCCCCGCCAUGCUGGGUGUAAUGGCUCUCAACGCUCUUGUACUUAUUGUGCUGGCUAUCCUUGGAAUGGUCCUCCUGUGCAGGAGACGAGGGAAGACUAGCAGAGCGAGAAAGCAGCCCGGAAGGUUGAGCCCUAUGCCAAUGAAUCCCACGAACAGGUUUUCAGACGCACCCCAAGAGCCUUCGCAUACGUACCAACCGGUCUCGAUGGCACUUACGGAGGACACGCUUUUCGUUCCACCUUCACCUGCUUUCAAAGGUGACAAUUUGAGACCCAGAUCUGUUGCGUAAUGCGGAAAAUGGUAAAUUUCCUACUGUACUCAUCUCAUUGAUCCCAUUUGCUUCAUGUAUAUGCUGUGGGGCCUUUGGCGCAGCAUUGGACAUUCGGACUCGAGUUUAGUAGUAAUAUUCGUAACACUUUGUGGCAUGCAUUGCACAUCGUCGAGUUACUUUCCUUCCUCUGUAUAUAACAUACUUUCCAGCUGGCAGGACUACAUUUGUCUUGUCGUGCAAUAUACCUCUCAUUAGCGCCCCUCAAGUGCGCGCCAUGGAA
Messenger RNA from Serpula lacrymans var. lacrymans S7.9, 2076 nucleotides. RefSeq lists its product as uncharacterized. Bases 159 to 1814 code for a protein of 551 amino acids. The record is from RefSeq and is a predicted model, not a curated record. The transcript has 11 exons. Gene Ontology annotation, biological process: proteolysis. Lineage: Eukaryota; Fungi; Basidiomycota; Agaricomycetes; Boletales; Serpulaceae. Gene Ontology annotation, molecular function: aspartic-type endopeptidase activity.